GGUCGUGGGGAUCAGCGAAGGAAAAAAAAAUCAAAUCCCUGCGCAUUGAUCCGCGCCGUAUUUUUGGGUAAAUACGAUCACGUGGGGCGCGGCCGGCCAAUGGGAGGCGGGGAAAACGUUGAAAAAUAAUUACCUGCCUUGAUUGUUCUGGGGCAGAUAAAAAGUACAUAUACAGUUCAUACAAUAAUCUUAUGAAUGUAAAAGAGGCGCUGACGAUGUCGGCGACCGGGCCGAUAAGUAACUAUUAUGUCGACUCGCUGAUCGGCCACGAGGGCGACGAGCUGCUCGCCUCCCGGUUCCCGGCCCCCGGCGCGCACCCGGCGGCCGCCCGCCCCCCGGGUUUGGUCCCGGAGUGCUCGGAUUUCCCGUCCUGCAGCUUCGCCCCCAAGCCGGCCGUGUUCAGCACGUCUUGGGCGCCGGUGCCCACGCAGUCGUCGGUCGUGUACCACCCGUACACGCACCAGCCCCACAUCGGCGCCGACUCCAGGUACAUGCGGACGUGGUUGGAACCUCUCUCGGGAGCCGUCUCGUUCCCGGGCUUCGCGGCCGGCGGCCGCCCCUACGCGCUCAAGCCGGACGCCUACCCGGGCCGCCGGGCGGACUGCGGCCCUGGGGACGCGCGGGGCUACGCCGACUACAUGUACGGAUCCACCGGCGAGCUCCGGGAGCGGACCCCGCACGCCCUGCCCUCCCCCGAGUCGGACGCCCUGGCCGGCAGCAAACACAAAGAGGAGAAGACGGAUCUGGAUCCGAGUAACCCAGUGGCCAAUUGGAUCCACGCGAGAUCCACGCGGAAGAAGCGCUGCCCCUACACCAAGUAUCAGACUCUGGAACUGGAGAAGGAAUUUUUGUUCAAUAUGUAUUUAACCAGGGACCGACGGUACGAGGUGGCCCGGGUCCUGAACCUCACGGAACGCCAGGUCAAAAUCUGGUUUCAAAACCGGCGGAUGAAGAUGAAAAAAAUGAAUAAAGAAAAGAGCGAGAAGGAGCAGUCUUAGGCGCCUGGGGGGCCGGGGCCGGGCAGGGGUGGGGGCCGGCGCCGACCGAGAGGGCGAAGAAAUGCCCCCCCCCCCGCCUCCCUCCCCGACGGAGAAAGAGAGAGAGACAGAGAGACAGAGAGAGAGAGAGAGAGAGAGAGGAAAAGGAAAAAUUGUUUUUGAGUCUCAGUGUGCAGCAUUGGUGUUAGAGUUAGCGGGGGACGGCCGCGAGGCGAAGCGGCGACACAGCGGAGAAUCUUUUCCUUUUGUCCAAAGGGGGUUCAGCCUCCAUCCCCCCUCCUCCCCACCCAACCCCCGGAUCCAGUACUUGAACCAGUCCUAUCUAUUUUAUUUUAUUUUUAGUAUUUUAUUUAGUAACUUAAUCUGCCCCCGCGGCCCCGAGCUUGCCCUGCGUUUCGAUUUUGUACAGAACAGAGGGAAAGAGACAAAAGGGGGGUAUCGCCCUCCCGCUCCCCGCCGCCAGAGCAGGGCCGGGGCCGCCCCCCGACUCCCCGGGGGUUCCUGGGCCGGGGCUGGCCGGAUCCCCAGGCCCUAUCGUCCUGUGUCCUGUCGCGAUGUGUCGUAGUGGAACAGCUCUGUGUUAAUAUAUCGAAGUCACUUCCAAAACCAAAACACACACACACACAUACACAUACACACACACUCACAUAUACACACACAUACACACAAAAAACCCACAAAAAAAAUCCACGUAAAAGCAAGCCGUGGGACUGUCGUUAU
Messenger RNA from Ornithorhynchus anatinus (platypus), 1718 nucleotides. It is a transcript of the gene HOXC9, whose product is annotated as homeobox C9. Gene Ontology annotation, molecular function: DNA-binding transcription factor activity, RNA polymerase II-specific; RNA polymerase II cis-regulatory region sequence-specific DNA binding. Gene Ontology annotation, cellular component: nucleus. The transcript has 2 exons. Bases 192 to 998 code for a protein of 268 amino acids. NCBI's taxonomy places the organism in Eukaryota, Metazoa, Chordata, Mammalia, Monotremata, Ornithorhynchidae. Gene Ontology annotation, biological process: anterior/posterior pattern specification; regulation of transcription by RNA polymerase II; embryonic skeletal system morphogenesis. The record is from RefSeq and is a predicted model, not a curated record.